CGAGAGCUGGCGCUAUAAGCUGGCGCGGGGCUCACGUGGUUCCCUCUUUUUCGCCUUCCUUUCCAAGAUGGCGCCGAAAGUGAAGAAGGAGGCUGUCCCGGCCAAGACCGAGGCGAAAUCCAAAGCCCUGAAAGCUAAAAAGGCUGUCCUGAAAGGCGUCCACAGUCACAAGAAGAAGAAGAUCCGGACGUCCCCUACCUUCAGAAGGCCAAAAACCCUGCGGUUACGGAGGCAGCCCAAGUAUCCCAGGAAGAGCGCGCCAAGGAGGAACAAGUUGGAUCACUAUGCCAUCAUCAAGUUCCCCCUGACCACUGAAUCGGCCAUGAAGAAGAUUGAAGACAACAACACUCUGGUGUUCAUCGUGGACGUGAAAGCAAACAAGCACCAAAUCAAGCAGGCUGUCAAAAAGCUCUACGACAUUGACGUGGCAAAGGUCAACACACUUAUCAGGCCUGACGGUGAGAAGAAAGCCUAUGUCCGCCUUGCUCCAGACUAUGACGCACUAGAUGUUGCCAACAAGAUUGGUAUCAUCUAAGUGGCCAUUGUACGAAAAGACCUCCCACCUCUGAAUGCAUUUUGUACAAAAUGUUUCCUAUAGACUCCUGAGUCUAAUCCCACCGGUAUCUGUAAAAGGAUUUUGCAAUAAAUUGCAUCUUGGGCUCCAUAA
This is a messenger RNA of Zootoca vivipara (common lizard), 667 nucleotides long. It is a transcript of the gene RPL23A, whose product is annotated as ribosomal protein L23a. Gene Ontology annotation, biological process: translation. Gene Ontology annotation, cellular component: ribosome. Lineage: Eukaryota; Metazoa; Chordata; Lepidosauria; Squamata; Lacertidae. The record is from RefSeq and is a predicted model, not a curated record. Gene Ontology annotation, molecular function: rRNA binding; structural constituent of ribosome.